Messenger RNA from Drosophila grimshawi, 454 nucleotides. RefSeq names its product DPH3 homolog (gene Dph3). Lineage: Eukaryota; Metazoa; Arthropoda; Insecta; Diptera; Drosophilidae. The record is from RefSeq and is a predicted model, not a curated record. Gene Ontology annotation, biological process: protein histidyl modification to diphthamide. Gene Ontology annotation, molecular function: metal ion binding. Bases 73 to 333 code for a protein of 86 amino acids. The transcript has 3 exons.
AUGUGUCUUAUUAUUUUUGUUAUAAUGCAUAAUACAAAGUGAUAAACAACGUGGAAAUUGAGCAAUAAAGCAAUGAGCAUCUACCACGAUGAGGUUGAGAUUGAGGAUUUCGAAUAUGACGAGGAGGAGGAGAUGUAUUACUAUCCAUGUCCCUGCGGCGAUCGAUUUCAAAUUUCGAAAGAGGAGUUGAUUGAGGGGGAAGAGGUGGCCACUUGUCCGAGCUGUUCAUUAAUUGUUAAAGUCAUCUACGAUCCGGACAUGUUUAAUGCCGAGGACGAUGAGUCAGCGGUGCUGAACGAAAAGCUUAGCGACUUGAAGCUGGAGAAGAAUUAGAAUUGAGUUCGCAUCUUGAUUUACGUGUAAUUAAAUAAGUUUUUAUUUGUAUAUUUCCCUUUGAUUGUAAAUAAUACGUUGACUAGUAAACAAUUAGUUUAAACUAUACAUUAGCGAAAAA